CUGCUGGGCAAUGUUCUGGUGUGCGCGGCCAUCGUGCGCAGCCGCCACCUGCGCGCCAAGAUGACCAACGUCUUCAUCGUGUCUCUGGCUGUGUCCGACCUCUUCGUGGCGCUGCUGGUCAUGCCCUGGAAGGCGGUCGCCGAAGUGGCCGGUUACUGGCCCUUUGGGGCCUUCUGCGACGUCUGGGUGGCCUUCGACAUCAUGUGCUCCACCGCCUCCAUCCUGAACCUGUGCAUCAUCAGCGUGGACCGCUACUGGGCCAUCUCCAGGCCCUUCUGCUACGAGCGCAAGAUGACCCAGCUUGUGGCCUUGGUCAUGGUCGGCCUGGUGUGGACCUUGUCCAUCCUCAUCUCCUUCAUCCCAGUUCAGCUCCACUGGCACAGGGACAAGAUGGGCUCCUGGGGUGGGGUGGACCCGCCAUCUAACUCCGCCAACGGGACACCCUGGGAGGAAGCCGGAGAGCCAGAAGUGAGCGCGGAAAACUGUGACUCCAGCCUGAACCGAACUUAUGCGAUCUCCUCCUCGCUCAUCAGCUUCUACAUCCCGGUGGCUAUCAUGAUUGUGACCUAUACGCGCAUCUACCGCAUCGCCCAGGUACAAAUUCGCAGGAUUUCCUCCCUGGAGAGGGCCGCGGAGCACGCGCAGAGCUGCCGGAGCCGUGAGGCCUGUGCGCCCGACGCCGGCCUGAGGGCAUCCAUCAAGAAGGAGACCAAGGUCCUCAAGACCCUGUCGGUGAUCAUGGGGGUCUUCGUAUGCUGCUGGCUGCCCUUCUUCAUCCUUAACUGCAUGGUCCCCUUCUGCAGCGGACACCCCGAGGGCCCCGAGGCGGGCUUCCCCUGUGUCAGCGAGACCACCUUCGACGUCUUCGUCUGGUUCGGCUGGGCCAACUCCUCGCUCAACCCCAUCAUCUAUGCCUUCAACACUGACUUCCGACAGGUGUUUGCCCAGCUGCUGGGGUGCAGCCACCUCUGCUCUCGCACCCAGGUGGAGACGGUGAACAUCAGCAAUGAGCUCAUCUCUUACAACCAGGACACCGUGUUCCACAAGGAGAUCGCAGCCGCCUACAUCCAUAUGAUCCCCAACGUCGUGACCCCGGGCGACGCGGAUGUGGACAAGCAGGCGGAGGAGGAGAGCCCUUUCGAUCGUAUAUCCCAUAUCUCUCCGAAGUCCCCAGGUGGCGACCCUGCUGCCCAGUCUGUCUGGGAGCUGGACUGCGAGGGGGAGACUUCACUAGACAAGAUAACGCCUUUCCCCCCAAAUGGAUUCCAUUAACCUGCAUAAGAAACCCGCCUCGUGGAUCUAUAUAACCGCGCAGACACUAGCAAGCAUGCGGAACCCACACACGGGCACACACUGACACGUUUCGAGUGCUGCUCAGUCUAUCACGUUUUCUGUGUUGGUGUGGUCGCCACGUGCUUAGAAACCUCACCAGACCGAUUUGUUGUUGAAAGAUCUGGCAGAAGCAGUUGGAGUAAACUCAGUCAAAUAUACCUUAGCCUAGCAGAGAUGGACCAGUUGUUCUGUUAGAGAAGAUAAGGCGGGGGAGAAAAAAGUGGUACUUAGUCUUUGAAAAAUAUACUCUCCCCUUCCUUUUUAAACAAAAGGACCGUUCAGUGACUUAUUUGUGUUUGGGCUGAUUUUUAAACAGUAGGCUUAGUAUGUGUGUAGUGCUGAUGGGAGUGUGUGUGGCUUUCCGGAAUCUUGCUUCCUGUGGCCUGUGUUUAUGCAGUUUCUGCUCUCUGUAUGUCUUUACUACAGCUGAGGAAUUCUUCCUGAUUUGUUCUGGUGUCUAAUAAACAUGAGUUAUGUGUGUUACAGGGUGAUUAUCUUUGCUUUGCCAGAUUGGUUCUCAGGACAGCUCCUGGAGAAGCCAUGAGAGCAUCUUUAAAAGCAGGGAAGAUCUUGGCUAGGUCUGGAAGCACACGCUUAUUUUCUUUACAGACAGUUUGGCCUUAAAGGCACACACAGGGGCAAGAGAACUUGAAGGGCUUCCGAUAACUCAGUUUUUUUUUUUUAAAUCAGGUGCACACAUCUCAAGUCUGUGCAGAAAUAUGGCUUCAAUGCUGCAUCAUCAAAUAUGGUCUUCUUAAGCCAGGAAUUCCAAUAUUUAUUUUCUCAUUGAGAAUCUUCUUU
Molecule: messenger RNA, 2133 nt
Organism: Vicugna pacos (alpaca)
Lineage: Eukaryota; Metazoa; Chordata; Mammalia; Artiodactyla; Camelidae
Gene: DRD5
Product: dopamine receptor D5
Biological process (GO): adenylate cyclase-activating adrenergic receptor signaling pathway; G protein-coupled dopamine receptor signaling pathway; positive regulation of MAPK cascade
Cellular component (GO): plasma membrane
Molecular function (GO): dopamine neurotransmitter receptor activity, coupled via Gs; G protein-coupled receptor activity
Source: RefSeq, a predicted model, not a curated record